UGAUGGGGAAGGUCAGAAGCAUUGUAGUGGCAUUUGAGCGUGCGGUUGAUGGCAAUAUCCCAGUCUACUUUAGUGGUGAAAUGAUUACAGGAAAAGUGAUUUUACUGCUUAAUGAAAAAACUAAAGUAAAAUCAUUAUCGAUUCUUUUUCGAGGAGAAGCAAGAGUGCGUUGGAAAGAAACAACGGGUAGUGGAAGUGAUGAAGAAACUAAAACAUACAGUGAAGUUGUUGAAUAUUUCAACCAGAAAUACUAUCCGAUUGGAGAGAUAAAUGAUGACGCUGUGAAAGAAGAUACUAGAAAUCUUUUUGCCGGGCAACAUGAAUUCCCAUUCAGCUUUCAGCUACCUGCAACACCACUGGUUCCAUCCUUUAAAGGCGAACAUGGUGCAGUGAGAUACUAUAUGAGAGCCAAACUGCACAGACCAUGGAGAUUAGCUAUGGAAGAAGUUGAAGAACUUAUCAUAUUCCAACAUAUUGAUAUAAAUCAGCCUCAUCUUCUGACACCUGUGAAUGAAACCAAGCAAAAAACUGUAGGUUGCCUUUGCUGUAUUUCUGGCCUAAUUUCUCUGAGUGUGAGAAUAGCAAGAAAGGCGUAUGUAACAGGUGAAACAGUUCUGAUCUUUGCAGAAAUUCAAAACUUGUCCUCACGCAAAUUGGUACCAAGGGUAUCCCUUUACCAAAUACAGACAUUCCAUGCUGAAGGGCAUCGGAAUAUUUCACAGAAGGUUCUUGUAGAAUAUAAGACAGAACCAGUGCUACCUGGAAACACUGAUGUAUGGAAUGGAAGACCGGUGCUGAUUCCACCCGUAGUUCCAUCCCUGUUGAACUGUACUAUUAUUUAUGUGGAGUACACUCUAAAGAUUACCAUCAAAAUUCCUUGCAGUAAGAAUUUACAGAUGAAUUUGCCCAUAGUUAUUGGUUCCAUUCCUCUGUCUUCCUUUCAGCAGUCGGACAUUCAAGUUGAACCAUUCAGCUCAAUUACCAAAUGAAG
Molecule: messenger RNA, 991 nt
Organism: Protopterus annectens (West African lungfish)
Lineage: Eukaryota; Metazoa; Chordata; Ceratodontiformes; Protopteridae
Product: arrestin domain-containing protein 3-like
Exons: 6
Coding region: 3-989 (328 amino acids)
Biological process (GO): protein transport
Cellular component (GO): cytoplasm
Source: RefSeq, a predicted model, not a curated record